Messenger RNA from Phasianus colchicus (ring-necked pheasant), 1394 nucleotides. The record is from RefSeq and is a predicted model, not a curated record. NCBI's taxonomy places the organism in Eukaryota, Metazoa, Chordata, Aves, Galliformes, Phasianidae.
AUGGAGAGGACAGAUACGCCCUUGGACACCUCAAACACCCUCAGCUUACAGUCAAAACUGUCAGUUUCCAUCAUAGCCAACCCACCCACACUCUGUCUUCAGGAAAGCAAACACUGGGCUGAAAACGUUGUUUUCCUCUGCAGCAAAACGCGGGUUGUGCCCACGGAGCAGCAGCGAUGGGACGUUGCAUGGCAGCCAUCGGGAUCCAUCCUUUCUCUGGACAGGAGAGGGGCCAAGAAAGUGCUGGAGAUCUACGUCAGGCGUUCAUUGAGCUGCUGUGAGAACACACAGGCGGCCAAGGAAAGGCUUCAGGAGAGAACCAAAGCACGAGGGAGGAAGGCAGCCGUGCUGCAAAGGUCGGAGAGUGACUUUGGCAAGUAUUCGCAUGCCAAAAGCAGCCUGAAGAAGGAGCAGGAAGAGGCAGCCAAGGAGCUGGGGCUGGAGGAGGCUGUGGUUGAGGAGAGCAAAGCGUCGGUUCCUGGGGAGGAACCUAAAGAGGAGCUGGAGCCUAAGAGGAAAAGCACAAAGAGCUCUCCCCAGAGCAAGGCUCAGCGCACCUGGUUCAAGAGCUUCUUAAAUCUGCUCUUCAAAAGGAGUCCGGAGGAGCAGAAGGAAAACUCUGGGCAAAAAGUGAAGGAAAAAGAUGUCAGAACUCCUUACAGCAGCAAAACAGAAGGGCCCAGGAGACCCAGAGCCGACACCAGCACAUCCCCUCCAGUGGGCAAAGCCUCCAGGAAGAGACCCAGCCUCAAGAAGGUCUUCUCCUUCAAAAAGAACGUGGAGGAGGAGCGUGGUGAGGCGGGGGCCAGGGCCAAGCGUCCCAGCUGCCUGCCCCUGCGGCACGUCCUUGCAUCCAGCCCUACAGAGGCUGAGCAGCCGGAGGGUUACUAUGCACGGGUGUCGGAGGAGGUCGGGCUGAUCGUGCAGGGCAGUGGGGAGCGCAGGGCUGAGCAGCUGCCAGGGCCAACCUGCGCCGAUGGGGUCGAUGAAGCCAUCAGAGAAAUUGUGGCCUUGCUGCAAGAAGCUGGAGAUGAGCUGGACAGGCAGGUGAGGGAAGACGUGCGGCUGCGGACGUUCUUCAGAGACAUGUCCUACAGCUCCUUCAAGAACCUGGCUGAUGCUUACGUCCGCCGGGAGAUGACAGCCAGCCGACCCAACGUCAACCCUCAGGAGAUCCAGUUUGCCUUCACGGUGCACCUCACUGCCAAAGUGGCCGGCAUCUGCAACCAGGCUGUGAACAGGAUCAUGGGGUUUGGCACCCGUUACUUGGAAGACUCGUUUGCACCCUUGUCCUACAGCAAAGUCCUCCAGGACAGAGCAAAGUUCAGCACAGACAACUGUGAGAGCCCGGACUGAUGGUGCUGCAGCUGUGACCCCAAUGAUGGACAUCAAUG